Molecule: messenger RNA, 546 nt
Organism: Pichia kudriavzevii
Lineage: Eukaryota; Fungi; Ascomycota; Pichiomycetes; Pichiales; Pichiaceae
Exons: 1
Coding region: 1-546 (181 amino acids)
Biological process (GO): iron-sulfur cluster assembly
Cellular component (GO): mitochondrion
Molecular function (GO): 4 iron, 4 sulfur cluster binding; 2 iron, 2 sulfur cluster binding; iron ion binding
Source: RefSeq, a predicted model, not a curated record
AUGUUCAAAACAGUAAUUAGAAGUACAAUCAUACCUGCUAAAAGGGCUGUCUCGAUUUCAUCCCGCCCCUUCACCUCGUCAAUCCACCCUUGGGCAUUGAAGGCGUCUUCGUUGACGGCUGAUGAUUUUUCCCUAACCAAGGUUAAAAACCCCCAACUGUCAGAUAAUAACAACCUUCCGCUCCACAUCGCACUCACAGAAUCGGCGGCUAAGAAACUCACCAAGCUGGCAGAGGAGGAAAACAAGGACGAUCUGGCCCUUCGGCUUGUUGUAUCAUCUGGUGGGUGCCAUGGAUUCCAGUAUGAUUUAAAAAUCACAGACUUAUCCGAGUUCAGUGAGGAAAACAACGACUCAUUGUUUGAGAGAGACGGCGGUAAAGUUAUAGUUGACAAAGAUGCAUUAGAAAUCAUGAGAGACUCCAAAAUUGAUUACGUGAAACAGUUAAUUGGAGAAGGCUUCAAGAUUGUUGAAUCGCCAUACACAAAAUCUAGUUGUGGUUGUGGGUCUUCAUUUGAUAUUGACUUUGAUAAACUACAGGGUCAAUAG